AUGUCGACGAGAAGAUCAGCUCGCCUGAGCGCAGCUUCUUCGGCCAAUGAAAAAGAUACAAUUUCAGAUAGGGAAGUCUCUCCCAGGAUGACCACCGUGUCUAAGAAGCGCAGGAAUUCCAAUAUGGAGGCCUUGCCUACUGCGAAUGGCGAGAAUUCAGGUCCAUCCACGCCCAAGAGGAAGCUUGCGGUAAAUAAUGUACCACUCAUGACACCGACUCCGUCUGCAGUAGGACUCAUAGCAGCACCGUUCGCUACUGGUAGAAUGGCUCCUCCGCCCAUCAAUCGUCUCACAGUUCCAAACGGAACCAACGCAACGCUUGUGACUCCAGAGACCCAUCGGGUAAUAGUCAAUCAUCCUAUGGACCAAAUUUCCCCUUCAAAGGCGACUAAGGUCACAACUGCGAGCAAUUGCAUUCUCGACGAGGCUGUGGCCCAUUUGAUCAAGGUCGAGCCGAAGCUGAAGCCCGUAAUCGAGAAAUACCCUUGCCACAUGUUCUCGCCCGAUGGUCUCGCAGAGGAUAUAGACCCUUUCAUGAGUCUGGCAAGCGGUAUCAUCUCGCAGCAGGUCUCUGGGGCGGCAGCAAAAAGCAUCAAAGCUAAAUUUGUCGCGCUUUUCAAUACCGAUCAACCAGAUGUUUCUCUUCAUAAGUUUCCAGCUCCAUCUCAAGUAUGUUCCACCAAGAUUGAGGUACUCCGAACAGCUGGUCUCUCGCAACGCAAAGCCGAGUAUAUCCUUGGAUUGGCUGAGAAAUUUCACAAAGGCGAGAUUACAACGUCUAUGCUAUCUACUGCUACCUAUGAAGAGGUUCUUAAGGAGCUGAUCCAAGUCCGGGGACUGGGCAAAUGGAGCGUUGAGAUGUUCGCCUGCUUUGGAUUGAAAAGGAUGGAUGUGUUUUCCACAGGGGAUCUCGGAGUACAGCGAGGCUUGGCUGCAUUAGCAGGGAAGAAUGUUAGCAAGCUGAAAGGCAGUAAAGGCGGAAAGUGGAAAUACAUGAGCGAGAAGGAAAUGGAGGAAAUGGCCGAGAAGUUCAAGCCUUACAGGCAGGGCGCGAGCGUUGCAGUCUGCCCUCUGUUCGUCGCCCUACAAAUGAUGUCCAGGUUUUCCUGUCUUCAGCUCAGCCGUUCCUCGGGCCUUCCACUAUUGCCAUCUGCACUUCUGCGCACCAUCGUUGUGCAAGGUGGAGAUUCAAGGUCCCCAGUGAAAGUCGUCGAGUAUGGAGAUGGAGACGCCUCAAAUUUUGUUCCUGUGGAGUGGGAUAGUGGGACUUUGCUGGUGUGCUGGUGUGCUGGUGUGCUGGUAUGCUGGUGGUUAAUCACAGGCAGGAUGAACUGUGCUGUGGCGGAUUUCUCCGUUGUACUGUAG
This is a messenger RNA of Drepanopeziza brunnea f. sp. 'multigermtubi' MB_m1, 1365 nucleotides long. NCBI's taxonomy places the organism in Eukaryota, Fungi, Ascomycota, Leotiomycetes, Helotiales, Drepanopezizaceae. The record is from RefSeq and is a predicted model, not a curated record.